CAGUUGAGAGUGAAGCGCCUUCAGAAAUCUAACAGAAGCUGCAAACCGUGGGAUACAGUGAGAGGAGUGUUCGCAGAGACAGACGUGAAGAAUGGGCGCUAUGAAGUGGCUGGUGAUUUUUGUCUCGCUGGGCAUAUGCUCACAGGCUGCAACCGAAUCAGCCAUCCAAGUGUCCGUGUUCUCAGCGACAUCAAAGACCGUGACUCUGAGAUGGACCAGGUACUCUGGAGCCAGCUCAUACAAGAUCUCCGUUGCCCCCACAAGCUCACCAAGCGACCCCAUCGCUUUUGCCCAGUUUGGUCCAAACACGGUGAUGGGCUCUGUCAACUCCCUGUCCCCAGGCGUCAAUUAUGUCUUCACAGUUGAGGCUCUGGACAAUUCCCAAGCAACACUGAGCACUGCAACUACUGAGUCAUCAACAGCCCCCGAGAUGAUGGAUCCCAUCCAGGCAGUGAAGCCGAAGGACAGCAGGACCUUGAUGGCGGAGUUCACCUUGAGGACCGGGGCGACUCACUACGUCAUACGCAUCCAGAACUCCAAUGGCUUCUACAGAGAGGACACAGUGUCUUCCUCCCCCACUGAGAUUCGGUCGCUCACACCCUACACCGAGUACACGCUCAGCAUCAUGGCCGUGAACAGCGGAGGCCGCAGCCAGCCGUCUCUUCCUGUGACCGCGAAGACAGUUUUGCCUCCUCCUCAGCUCUCCACCUCCUCUCCCAGCAACGACAGCAUCGUCGUGUCCUGGGCCCCCGUUGCUCACGCCGUCCAGUACACCCUGUCCGUGUACAAGUUUGGCUCCAACACCAACGUGAAGCACAACGCCUCCAGCACCAACCUGACCAUCGCUGGGCUGGAUGCUGGCUCACUGUACGUCAUCAGGGGUUUCGCCUGGGACCCUGAGGGCCGAGCGGGGGAGGGCAGUUCGCACACCAACCAGACAACACGACCUCCAACGCCAUCUUCUGUCAACGUCUCCGUGGUGACGGCUAACGGUGCGGCCGGACUCUCUGUAUCCUGGGAAGGCGAUCCUGAGGUCUACGGAUCCAUCGAGUAUUUUGUGAUGAGUGACCAGAACCUGACCUGUAACUCCACAUCCAGCUCCUGCACCCUGUCUCCAGUGGCCUGCGGAGAGGUGCACGUCAUCCGGGUCACCGCCUCAAACGAGGCCGGGCCCAGCUGCCCGUCCAGCCCCGAGGUCUUCAUCACCUUCCCCUGCCCCCCGGAGUCUUUGGCUCUUGCGGAGCCGACGGAAGGAAACUGCACGCUGACGUGGGACACGGUGCCCCACGCUGACAGCUACGUGGCCUUCAUCAAGAGAAGUGAUGGCGCCGAGGAGACCUGUAACACCACCUGCAGCAACUGCACCUACCACUGCCAGUGUGGCUACACGUACCUGAUGUCUGUGCUCGCAUUCAACCGGGCCGGCGCCAGUCCCCCAGGAAUGAAUCUCAACUAUACCACCUUGCCCUGUUGUCCAGAGGGUGUAUCCGUCUCCGCGGUGAGCACUGACACUCUGGAGAUCACGUGGACAGCUUCGCGGGGGGCAGAGCUGUACGAGACUCGGGCUGCGGGCAGUUCAGAGGUCAUCCUGUGUAACGACACGGCACCGGUGUGCGCCCUCUCUGACCUCCGCUGCGACAGUGCCUACAGCGUGGUGGUGACACCCUGCAAUGAAAUCAGCGGAUGCAACCGCGCAUGCAAAGCUCACACCAAAGACACAGCUCCCUGCAUGCCAACGGAUCUGAGGCUGAAUCCGAAAAACUCCUCCUGCGUCAGUGUCAGCUGGACGGCGAACAACAGGGCCGCUACUUACACCGUGAGCGCGCUGGGAGGCGAAGGCGGACACACCUGCGCCACCGCUGGAAACAGCUGCGACCUCACCGGCCUUCCCUGCGGCUCCACCUAUGAAGUCAGUGUCAUCGCAAGCAGCGCCGCCGGCCAGAGUUUACCCAGCUACUCUGACUCCCUGGAAACAGAACCCUGUUGCCCGGUGAAUCUAACAGUGGCUCAGGUGACUCAGGCAAUGACCAACGUCUCGUGGUCUCACGCCAAAGGGGCGCAUUCCUUCAUCACCUCCCUGACGUCGCCGCGUGGUCACGCCCGCUGCCACACCCAGGACUCCCACUGCCUCGUGGGAUGCAUCACCUGCGGGACAAACUACACCGUCGCCAUGGAGGCGGCCAGCCACAGCGGCCGCAAGGCCAACUGCAGCUAUCAGGGCUUCUCGUCCAGUGCCUGCUGUCCCUCAGGUGUCAGGCUCUACAGGAUGGCCGGCGACGCCCUGCGGGUGCACUGGCGCAGCGCUGGCAGCACCGGCAGCCACGGCAGCCCCAGCUACAUCACCGAGGUGGUGGGCAGCAGCAGCAACUACACCUGCACUGCGCCUCCGGGGGAGAACAGCUGCGAUGUUGGCGACGUCCGGUGUGGGGACAUCUAUCGUGUGUUGGUGGCCCCGCUCACACCGGAGGGCAGCAAAGUCCUGUUCUGUCCUCAGAGACUGUACUCAGUAACUUGCUCAGACAGCAACGUUGGUGCAGUGAUUUACAGAGGGAAGAGAAGUGUCGACUAGCAGAUGCUUCCUCUCCAGAGAUACAACAGAAGACCUCCACCUUCUUCGACCCUCCCCUUCCUCCUGCAUCAUCCUUGCGCAUCUCGAUGAAGCCGAUCGGAUAAAUAAAGAGAAGAACAACCGCUAACCAAGAAUAAACAAGCCUGUCUGUUGGCCAUGGUAUAAACUGAUGAUGAAAUAAAUGUUUGAGAUAUUUUUCAGUGCUGUGAACGGGCUUUGAAAUGAUGUUCAUGCACAGUAUCAUGGCCAAGAAAAACCCAUUUUGUACCAUCAACGGACAUGAGCAAGUACUUAGAUGAGAAAAACAUGAACAACAUGAGUAGAUUCAAAAGAUUAACGAUGAGACAAAAUUAUGGUAUGGAUUUGGUAAGAGUGAAAAAAGUGAUAAAACAUUUGAUCCACAAACAAACAAAACCAAAUUUACAUGCUGGUACUGAAGUUUUGAAAAUUGAUCGGACUUGACGGAUCAAUAGAAUCAAACAGUAACAGACAUUUCACAUCGCUCAUGCAACCUUUUGCCCCUCCAUCUUAAGAAGUAUUCAUUUGAGAAACGACCAAAUUAAGAUUUGUUUCGUAGCUCCAGCCCUAAGUAGAAAAAGGCCUCCUGAUGAUAAGCGGCAGGCGCUGAUCUGUGCAUCUCAUCAUGCGUCGCCCUGUUCGCCCACGACUUCUCCAGUGUGCUGGUGC
This is a messenger RNA of Xiphias gladius (swordfish), 3256 nucleotides long. RefSeq names its product fibronectin type III domain-containing protein 7-like. The transcript is spliced from 14 exons. The coding region runs from base 92 to 2569 and encodes 825 amino acids. The record is from RefSeq and is a predicted model, not a curated record. Lineage: Eukaryota; Metazoa; Chordata; Actinopteri; Istiophoriformes; Xiphiidae. Gene Ontology annotation, molecular function: protein binding.